AUAGAUAAGAGACCUUUAAUAAACUGCUUUUAACACGAUAAAAUUAAACUAUAUUAUUAUUAAUCUUGAUAAAUGUUAAAUGCUAAAAUAAGCAUGGGUGAAUGCCCAUGAAUAGUCACAUGACAUAAAAAAUGGUUGAUGAUCCAAAAUGUUUCUUAGCUUUGUUAACAGGACUUUCUCGUCGAUAUUAUCACGGACACACGGAGUUAACAGAUGAUGUCCUUAAAGAGGAAAUUUAUCCUAAUGCAUCUCAAGAUGAUUUUAAUCGUCUUAAUUCCAGAAUAGCGGGUUUAUUAAAAAAUAUGGUAUCAGCUGACAUGGACAUGACUCAGCUAGAAGCAUUCCUUUCUGCCCAGAUAAGAAAGAAGGAGGGUGGUCUUUCUGAAGAGCAAGCUGCUGCUCUUAGGAAAUUCUGGAAAGCUAACAAGGCUAAAAUUCACGAUAGCAUAGUCUCACAAACCAUGUGGGGAAACACUCUGCAGAAAGUGUCCUGGCGUGUGGAUUUGAAAUCUCAGUCACGUAACCUUGAACAAAUAAAUAUUCCAACUGCUAUCAUGGAGAUUCAUUUAGCAGACAAUUUAAAUAAAUCAAAGGGACCAGAAGUUGUGAGAUUUGAAAUGAAUGAAAACAAGGUCAACGAUAUGCUGAAAAAUAUGCAUGAAAUAGAAGAGGAAAUAAACAAACUUGCCAAAAAAUAGACAAUGAAAAAUAAAUUAUAUAUAUUAAUUUUA
Physella acuta is the source of this 731-nucleotide messenger RNA. Its product is annotated as COMM domain-containing protein 1. The record is from RefSeq and is a predicted model, not a curated record. Gene Ontology annotation, biological process: negative regulation of sodium ion transmembrane transport; regulation of proteasomal ubiquitin-dependent protein catabolic process; copper ion homeostasis. Lineage: Eukaryota; Metazoa; Mollusca; Gastropoda; Physidae. Gene Ontology annotation, cellular component: endosome.